Xenopus laevis (African clawed frog) is the source of this 4663-nucleotide messenger RNA. RefSeq names its product GRB10 interacting GYF protein 2 S homeolog (gene gigyf2.S). Gene Ontology annotation, biological process: insulin-like growth factor receptor signaling pathway. Gene Ontology annotation, cellular component: membrane; cytosol; vesicle. The record is from RefSeq and is marked provisional. NCBI's taxonomy places the organism in Eukaryota, Metazoa, Chordata, Amphibia, Anura, Pipidae.
GGCUUGUGGAUUCGCUUCGGGUGUGAAGCAGAGAGAGAGAAUUUAGUUGUUUAGAAGAACCUAAAGAAAAAAAAGGCAUUAUGACAGCUGAGACUCAGACCCUGAACUUCGGCCCUGAGUGGCUUAGGGCAUUGUCUAGUGGAGGUUCUGUCAUUUCUCCACCCCUCUCCCCGGCGUUGCCAAAGUACAAACUUGCAGAUUUUCGGUACGGGCGGGAAGAGAUGUUAGCACUUUAUGUAAAGGACAACAAGGUUCCAUCAGACCUUCUGGACAAAGAGUUCCUUCCUAUUCUGAAUGAUGAGCCCCUACUACCACUGGCACUUGUUUCAUUCACUGAAGAAGAACAGAGAAACUUCUCAAUGUCUGUGAACAGUGCAGCCGUUUUACGUCUUACUAACCGAGGCAGUAGCGGUGGUGGAGGAACUGUAGUAGGGGUUCCACGAGGUCGGAGUUCCUCCAGGGGUCGAGGAAGAGGCAGAGGAGAAAGUGGUUUUUACCAAAGAAGUUUUGACGAGGUUGAGAGUGGGUUUGGUCGAGGAGCUCGCGAGAUGCACAGGUCACAGAGUUGGGAAGAAAGAGGAGACCGUCGGUUUGAGAAACCAGCACGUAAAGAACCAGAUGGUGUUCGUGGGUCUGCCUGGAGAGAGAUCCCAGAUCGACGAAGGCGGUUUGACUACGAUUUACGAGAAAGCAAGGAUGAGCGUGGGUACCGCAGGCCGAGAAGUGGUUCAGGCAUUGCAGAGGAUGAACGGGACAGUUUGCCAGAGUGGUGUCUAGAUGAUGCAGAAGAUGAAACAGGCACAUUUGACUCCUCAGGGGCAUUCCUGUCUUCCAAACCUUCCAAGAAGGUGCAGAAAGAACCCAUUCCUGAGGAGCAAGAGAUAGAUUUUCAUCCUUCUGUGGAUGGAGCUGAAGUCUCAGACUCGGAUGGUAGCCAAACAGAAGAGGCCAAAGAAACUGAUCCUGUUCAGUCUCAAAAUCAGGAUGAUGAUUUGAGUAGAAAUGAUCACACAGUGCAAGCUGCUCCUUCACCAGACCAUAAAACUUCUUCACCCGUGCGGCGGACAGAUAUGACUUUAGACACUGCUCACCAGAAGGCUGUAAGUCCUCAUCUGUCCUGCAAGAUGGAUGCAAAGUCACAGUCACCCUCAUCACCUCCUACCCCAUCAAAACACAAAGAAGAUGCUGCCUCGGCCAGUCAUCAAGGGACACGUGAAAAAGCUGGUCCAUGUUUACCUCAUCCUCAAUCUCCUGCCCUCAGCCAAAGGUCUCCUGCUAGACAACCAGACCCUCACAUAGUACCUGCCAUGUCCUCAGUCCCUGUUCCCCAGUUAGACACUCCCACAGUUCCUAUCCAUUCAUCCGUUUGUGCUGCUCCAGGCAUGGAACCUGUUCCCCCUGAACCUGAUGAAGAUGGAUUAGAACACUUGGAACAGCAGGCACAGCAAAUGGUGGCAUACCUGCAGGACGGGACGCUCGAUGAUGACCAUUUGCUUACAAAAGUGCUAGACCAGAGAGUGAAGGGGCCUUCACUAGACAACCAGCAGAAGUGGUACUACAAAGAUCCGCAAGGAGAGAUCCAGGGUCCGUUUAGUAAUCGAGAGAUGGCCGAGUGGUAUCAAGCUGGAUAUUUCCCAAUGACUCUGUUGCUGAGAAGAGUGUGUGAUGAAACUUUCCAGCCACUGGGUGAUAUUUUUAAAAAAUGGGGAAGAGUUCCCUUCUCCACACCUCCAACACCAAGACUUGGGGACCUGGACCCUGAGCGUUUAAGUCGUCAGCAAGAAAUCACAGCACUGUAUCAGAUGCGCCAUCUCCACUACCAGCAGUUACUUUUUCAGCAGCAGUAUGCAGUCUUGGCGCAGCAACAGAAAGUAGCUCUCUCUUCACAGCAGCAACAGCUGCCUCUUCCCUUGCAGCCCCUAAGUAUGAGGAUACCUGAGCAUACUGUGAUCCCACCAGUAGUAAGAGCAUUAUCAGUACCAGAAAGCACCUCCUUGUGGGAGCUUCCACCUGCUCCCACACAACCAGCAGUAUGGGAGGGUAGCAGCGUUUGGGACCUCCCAGUGGAGCCCACAACUCAGGGAACAACUCGAGAACAGCUAGCACAGAUGGACAAGGUGAAAGCUGCCAAGAUGGAGCAAGAAAGAAGGGAGGCUGAGCUUAGGGCAAAGCAGGAAGAGGAAGAACAACAUAGGCGGAAGGAAGCAGAAGAAGAGAGAAAAAGGAGGGAAGAGGAAGAGCUGGCCCGGCGGAAACAGGAGGAAGCACUGCGGAGGCAGAAAGAGCUUGCAUUACAGAAGCAAAUGGAAGAGGAGGAGAGGCAACGCAAGAAAGAACUACAGCUGCUAGAAGAAAGGAUGAGACAGGAGGAAGAAAGGAAAAGGCUUGAAGAGGAAAGGAGGCGGCAGGAAGAAGAGAGAAGGAAGCAGUUGGAGGAACGCAAAAGAGCUGAAGAAGAGAGGAGGAGAAGGGAAGAGGAAAAGAAAAGAGAAGAGGAUGAAAGACGACAACUGGAAGAGAUUCAGAGAAAACAGGAAGAGGCAGCUAGAUGGGCCCGUGAAGAAGAAGAGGCUGUAAGACUUCUAUUGGAAGAGGCACGAUUAAAGGCAGAGGAAGAAGAAAGAAAUAAGCGUGAGGAAGCACAAAGACAGAAGGAGCUGCAGAGACAGAGGCAGCAACAGCAAGAAGCACUUAGGCGUCUGCAGCUGCAACAGCAACAGCAGCAACUGGCACAAAUGAAGUUACCAUCAUCUUCCACAUGGGGGCAGCAGGUCACCCCUUCGGCUGCUUCUCAGUCAGCACUUUCACUGGCAGAAAUACAAAAACUAGAAGAGGAACGGGAACGGCAGAAACUACAAGAGCAGCGGCACCAGCAGCAGGAACUAAAAGCGUUGCAACAACAGCAGCAGCAGCAACAGCAAAAAAUACCUGGCUGGGGGACCAUGAGCAAACCUACUGGCACCACAAAAUCUCUCUUGGAGAUCCAACAAGAAGAAGCAGGACAGAUGCAGAAAAAUCAUCAACAGCCUGGGCGGAACCGACCCGCUAAUAUAUCUUUGCCUGUGGCACCUGUAGUAAAUAAUCACAUUAGCAGCCCUACUGUUGGCAAUUCUGGAAGCUCAGUAUGGGGAUCUUUAAAUAACAACUUAAGUCCUCAGUGGUCAUCUGACUCCAUGAGCAGCAUCUGGGGUAGCACAGAUGUUAAGGGUUCCAGUGUCGGUUUCUGGGAUGAUGCAGUGAAAGAAGUUGCUCCCCGAAAUGCUACCAGCAAGAAUAAGAACAAUGCCAGCAAAUCAGCAGGAUCCAACAGCCGACAAAGCAAGAAAGUAGAGCAGGAAGAGAAGUUGCUCAGACUGUUCCAAGGUGCAAACAAGUGCCAGGAUGAUUUCACCCAGUGGUGUGAAAAGACAAUGCAUGCAAUCAAUACGGCACACAGUCUGGAUGUGCCCACGUUUGUGUCAUUCUUGCGUGAAGUGGAGUCUCCAUACGAGGUGCAUGAUUAUGUCUGUGCCUAUCUUGGAGAUACCCCGGAAGCAAAGGAUUUCUCAAAACAGUUUAUCGAGCGCCGGACAAAGCAGAAAACCAGUCAGCACCGUCCUCAACAGGAUGUAGCCUGGGUCACAUGCCAGACAAGUCAAGCUAAUUCUCAACCGAUAACACUAGAGGCCGUACAAUGCGCAGGACGCAAGAAAAAGAAGCAGAAGAUGGUUCGAGCUGAUCCCAGUUUGCUAGGCUUUUCUGUGAAUGCUUCUUCGGAGAGGCUGAACAUGGGAGAGAUUGAAACUGCGGAGGAUUACUGAUCAUCGUGUAGGGGUUGGGGGAACCCCGCCCCUACUUUCGGCUUCUUUGGGAGGGAGAAAGCCAAAUUUUACUCCACCUAUCCCCCAACACACACACUCUUAAGGUCUUGCCAAUGUCAUGACAGAGCAAUCUCUUGCAGAUGCCAAGGCAUCUGGAGAGCUUCCUAUCCCCUCAUAUUGCCACAUUCUACCUGGGCAACUUGAUGGGGUUGUUACCUCAGCAGAUUAAAGAGUGCGUUAAGGGGAACUUACCCUCCUCCAUCACAGAACUACUGGGUCUCGUUUCAGAGACUUGUACGGUCUGUUAAUUUACCACCGUUAUUAGGUGGAGAGAGGAGGCUUUUUGGUGGGACUUUGAACCUUCCCUUCACUGCCUUGGGGGUUUAGCUCUUUGGAUUUAGUGACAGGGCAUGUGUAGAUUUCAGCUCUACCAAUGCACACAGUGAAUUGCUACUGGAGAACGUGUAGACAUAAAGCUGAUGGGAUAUGCAUCCCAUUUGUCACCCUCCUUACACUGUCCUGUCCACUUUCCAAUUCCCCCCCACACCUUUUUAUCAGCUUUAUGAUUCUUAAGAGACUUUGGAAAGUGUGGCAGGUGGGGGCAGCUGGAGACAACCACUCCUUUGGUUUGUACAGUUUGUUGCAACUAUGUAUAUAGUUUUGGUGCUGUUUGAUGGGUUAUAGCAGAUAUUGCUCCCCACUGCUUUGUAUAUCUAUUUAUACAUGAUACAGAAAAGGUGUGGGUGGGAGGAAGCACACUAACGUUUACACGACUCCCACACCACUUCAAAAGUUCUGCCCCAGUUUGCAGUGACUUGGGGGUAGCCCAGGCCUGACCUCAAUAAAUUGCUGGUUGUAUUGUA